Messenger RNA from Theileria orientalis strain Shintoku, 1758 nucleotides. RefSeq lists its product as uncharacterized. Gene Ontology annotation, biological process: histidyl-tRNA aminoacylation. Gene Ontology annotation, molecular function: histidine-tRNA ligase activity. The record is from RefSeq and is a predicted model, not a curated record. The transcript has 10 exons. Gene Ontology annotation, cellular component: cytoplasm. Bases 1 to 1758 code for a protein of 585 amino acids. Lineage: Eukaryota; Apicomplexa; Aconoidasida; Piroplasmida; Theileriidae.
AUGAUUUUUAAUCUUUCUUCUUCACAAAACACACUACUAGUAUUUGUAUUCGUAUUAAACUCGUACACGUUGUCAUUCCAGGUCGCGGGCCGGGUGAGGAUUCGACCGUUAGCUCUAAACACACACGCACACAAAUUUGGGCCUAAUGACCUGUAUUCGCACUCAGAGGAGCUUGGAGCGCUCAAAAGGACAAACGCCGAGACGGUUCGGGGAGCGCAGUGUUACCUUCCGCCAGAGCAGAGAAUCCAGCGCUGGAUACAAGAUAAGUGGGAGGAGGCCUCCAAAAAGUUCGGAUUCCAGGAGUAUUCGAUGCCGGUGCUGACACAUACGACGGUGUUCGAGAACGCGAGCACACGGACGGUAAGUUGGAGAAAACGGAGAAACACGCAGGAUGAUGAGCACUUUAAGGAGCUGUACAAGUUUAGAGACAAAAAGGGGAGAAAUGUGUCUUUGAGAGGCGACGUAACGCCUCAGUUCAUGAACAUGCUCAAGUCGCUGAGGUCCAGGGACUCGACGCUGCAGUUGAGGACGCUCAAAUGGUACACCAUCGCAGAUUGCUGGCGCUACGAGCGCCCGAGUUAUUGUAGAAGAAGGAAUCACAUUCAGUGGAACGCAGACGUAAUAGGAAUCGACAGUUUGGACGUGGAGCUUGACAUAAUAUCGCUACUAAUACACUUCUUUAAAUCGGUCGGAAUCACAGAACACGACGUUAAAAUAUCAAUAAAUCACAGAGACUUCACAGGGGAGCUCUUGAAGCACUUGGGAUUUAAAGAAUAUUCGCCGGAAUGGUUUUAUAAAUUCUCUAAAACACUAGAUAAGUAUAAGAAGACUGCAAAAAAUGAGCUCAACGCAAUGCUGAGUGAGUUAGGUAUGAGCCCUUCUCAAUGCAAGGAGCUCCACAGAGUAAUAGAAUCGUCCAAAACACUAAGGGAUUUGGAAAAAUUCAUUAAAUCAGAAAGCUUGUUUCAAUUAAGGAGUUUAACUAAAGGGCUAAGGGAUAGAGGAUACUUAAACUGGAUUGAUUUUGACCUAACAAUAGUUCGAGGAAACGAGUAUUAUACAGGGAUAGUCUUUGAGUGUUUUGACAGAGCAAAUAUACUGCCAAGGUCAUUGGCGGGGGGAGGAAGAUAUGAUAACUAUUUUGACGAUUCUGAUCCAGUAUUGCGGUACUCGGCUGGAUUUGGUAUGGGCAACGUAGCACUCACGAAUCUGUUGAAACACAAGUAUUACUCCAGUCACACGAACUUGAUACCUGAGCCACCUAGUCUGGCUGACGUACUGGUUUUUCUUGAGAAUGUAAGCGUACUUUCAGCUGACGACAAAGGUGGCGAAGUUGAACAGGAGUACACUCGCAACAUUGGCGGCCACGGGAGUGAAGAUGCCAUGGGACCCAUGAGUGACACUAACAGUGAAACUGUCGGAGUCAACAGCGCUGAAAAAAAACACAUCCUUGAGCAGAGGAAGUGUUUACUCAACCUCAUGGAGAUUUUGAGGCACAACGACUUGUCCGUUUACCACUACUACAAGACUCCAAAGUUGAAGAGGGCGCUGCGAUUCGCCGAGAAGUGGGCGGUGCCAUUCUUUCUGAUGCCAGUUACUCUUGAUGGGAAGCCAAUGGUGAUGCUGAAGAACCUUCACCUCAGAACUCAGGUUAGCUCACGCUCAAAUCACGUAACCGUUCAGGAGUACUUCGGCGUCGACGACCCAUCAUUGUACGAGCGCGUGUUAACUCGAAUAAAGAAACUGAAUGUAAAAUAG